Sporothrix brasiliensis 5110 is the source of this 1830-nucleotide messenger RNA. RefSeq lists its product as uncharacterized. NCBI's taxonomy places the organism in Eukaryota, Fungi, Ascomycota, Sordariomycetes, Ophiostomatales, Ophiostomataceae. The record is from RefSeq and is a predicted model, not a curated record. Gene Ontology annotation, molecular function: oxidoreductase activity, acting on paired donors, with incorporation or reduction of molecular oxygen; iron ion binding; heme binding. The transcript has a single exon. The coding region runs from base 1 to 1830 and encodes 609 amino acids.
AUGGCCUUUUCCGACUUGUCGGUCAUUGUCGUUGGCCUUGGCACCCUCUACUUUAUUCUUUACCGCCUGCAACUGCGUCGGACCCGCCCCGAUGAGCCGCCCGUCAUCCCGGCACCGGGCCUUCCAUUCCUUGGUCAUGUCCUGUGCAUGGCCUUGCAGGGCGGUCGCUACAUGCAGCAGCUCGGGCUGCGCAUCCAGCAUAUGGCCCAAGGCGGUGUAGGCACGACUCUUGGCGGCCCUACGCCGUCGGCGCUCUCUUCGCCGUCAUCCUCUUCCACUUCCGCGUCUCAAUCGUCCGGCCCGGCAGGCAUUGUCACACUACCGGUCCCCGGCUCAUGCAUCUACCUCGUAACCGACCCGUCGCUGGCGGCCGCCGUGCAGCGCGCAUCCCGCGCCCUGUCCUUUACGCCUCUUGUGCCCGACGUAACGCGCCGCGUCCUCGGCCUCGACAAGAAGACUGUUGGCAUCGUCCGUGGUGAAAAUCUGGCCGUAGCGACGUCGCCUAGGCUUAGACCGGCAGCAGCAUCCGGGACUGGGCCAACCAUGUCCAUUGUCGACGACCAAAAGUAUGAUGAGUCGUACGGCUUCCUGGCCGACAUGCACGACAUGGUUUACAGCUACUUGGGACCCGGCGAUACAUUAACAUCCUUUGUGAAAGAUGCGGUCAGCGAGCUGGUCGGCCAAGUCAACUCGUACGCCUCCGACCUGGACGCCCCAACGACUUCGACUCCAACGACAGCGGCCGUGGUCGAUUUGCUGGCUUGGAUGAAGCAUUUUGUCACGCUGGGCACUGCGCAGUUCUUGUACGGCCCGCGCAACCCGCUCGCCAUGGAGCCCGCGUUAGAGCCAGCGUUCUGGGAAUUCGUGCAUGGUCUUGGCCGGCUGCUUCUCGUGGGCGACCGUCAACCCGGGUCGCUGAUGGCAUCGCUUCUAGGCGGGCGUCCCUUUGCCGCACGCGAACAGCUCGUGGAUGGAUUCACGACGUACCUGACUGCAGACGAGCAUCUGUCCAGUGACAGCAGCGAGAUUGUGCGGCGCCGCGUUGCCAUUGCCGACCGCUACGGCUGGGCCCGUUCCAGCACGGCACGGUCUGAGCUGUCGUUUUUAUUUGCCGGCAUCAUCAACACGGCCGUGACAUCGUUUUGGGUCGUUCUCAGACUGUUCUCCAACUUGGACUUGCUUCAGACCGUGCGAGGCGAGUUGGAGACACGAAGCGAUGGCAACAGCGACGACAACUACGACGACGGCGACACGCUGAGCAUCGAACACAUUCGCACAAACUGCCCGACCCUGCUGGCUGUCUACCAGGAGUGCCUCCGACUGGGCUCCAACAACAUGUCGACCCGCCUCGUGCUGUCCGACACUCUGCUGGCCGAUCGGUACUUCUUGCGCGCCGGUUCGGUUGUGCAGAUUGCUGCUGGUGUCAUCCACGCGGACCCAACGCUCUGGGGUGCUGAUGUCGACACGUUUGACCCGGCAAGAUUUCUUCCCAAGUCGGCAGCAAAACCGGAUAAAUCGGACAAGGCCACGCCGGCAGUUCCCAAACGGCACCCUGCCGCGUUCCGCGCAUUUGGUGGCGGUAAAACGCUAUGCCCCGGACGACACUUUGCGACAGCCGAGAUUCUGUCGUUUGCCGCCGCAGUGGUGCUGAUGUUUGACGCCGAGGACGCGGCCGCAGCUGCCAAGGGCCAGCACGGGGUGCCACCCAAAGUUCCGCCGCGAAACGACCGGGUGCUGCCCAUUCAUAUCUUGGAGCCUGCUGCAAAGGAUGUACCGCAGGUCCGGCUUCAGCUGCGACGGUCGGGGCGACCUCUUCGCGUCGUGCCAUAG